AUGACAUUCCCCCUUCUCAAACUUCCUUUUCUAGCUAUCCAAAAUGUAAUACAGAGUCUUGAGACUCCAGAUAAAUUCGACUUUUCCACUUGCUCUCAAAAAUGCCGUCGUCUUGUCAAAUGUACGCGUCAUCCAUACACCGGAAUCGAUAUAAUUGUGGGAAGGGGUAGAAGUUAUUCAUCAGUGAUAUUAAGAGCUGGAGAUAGAACAUGCUAUGAUUGGUACUGUAGAGGACAAGAAUAUUCGAGGAUGAGAGUGAGGAAGGAUAGACGAACAGUUGGAGAUAUGACGAUUGUUUUCAGAAAAAAACCGGAUAAAAUGGAAACCGGAGGAUUAAUGGUAGAGAAGUUGAAAGUACUCUAUAAAUACAUAUCAGACCUGUUCAAUGUGCCUAUUUUAACAUACAAAUAUGGUAACACACCAAACGUUAAACUCCUUCCAAUGGCACUGGGAAUCAAAAAAUGUGAACAAAUGAUCAUCACAGCAGUGAAUGAUUACACAAAUAACAUUCCUCAUCUGAGAUAUAUAAUUGAAGAGGUGGAAGUCUCGAAAAAACUGUACAUCGGAUAUUAUCCGAUUUAUUCUAAUUUCCAAAUGGAAUCUACUAGAUUCUCAAUGGAUAUUCUUCAUUUGAACACUGCCGCUUAUAUCACACGCGACGUAUUUCUGAAUAUGGACUGUUCCGUAAUAGAAAUGAGAAGAGCUAGUCUAUCCUCUGACGAUAUUUUGGAAUUCAUCAAUCAGUGGUUUAAUUCUGAAAAUACACGCUUUGAAAGACUACACAUUGAAUCAGAUAACCUCAAAACCCCACUAGAUCUCAAUGGUUUUAAUCCAAAACCAUGGAAUUCAAGUGUUAGAGGACAGUACUAUGAUGAAAGAAAGCAAAUGAACUUUUCGAGUGGAUUGGAUAUCAUCCGAAGCGACGGUCUUCUCGCAACAGUCAAGCAGUCUGAAGCAGAAGCGAUUGAGUUCGUUGUUUGGAAGAAUCGGUUCCCAGUUUAUCUCUAUUGA
Molecule: messenger RNA, 1011 nt
Organism: Caenorhabditis remanei
Lineage: Eukaryota; Metazoa; Nematoda; Chromadorea; Rhabditida; Rhabditidae
Exons: 4
Coding region: 1-1011 (336 amino acids)
Biological process (GO): embryo development
Molecular function (GO): protein binding
Source: RefSeq, a predicted model, not a curated record